Molecule: messenger RNA, 957 nt
Organism: Hyaloscypha bicolor E
Lineage: Eukaryota; Fungi; Ascomycota; Leotiomycetes; Helotiales; Hyaloscyphaceae
Product: 6-phosphogluconate dehydrogenase C-terminal domain-like protein
Exons: 2
Coding region: 1-957 (318 amino acids)
Molecular function (GO): NADP binding; oxidoreductase activity, acting on the CH-OH group of donors, NAD or NADP as acceptor
Source: RefSeq, a predicted model, not a curated record
AUGGCGCCUCUAGCAACUGUGGGUAUCUUAUCCAUUGGCGACAUGGGGAUGGGAAUUGCCAAGCUCCUAAUUGCAAGGAAUUACAGAGUUGUCACGAAUCUUGAAGGUAGAAGCCAAGACACACACACUCGCGUGCAGAAGGCUUCCAUCGAAGCACUCCUAACAGAUACCUCUCUCGUCUCAGCCUCCGACUACAUUCUCUCUAUCGUGCCACCGCGCGAUGCUCUAGCAACUGCAAAACGUAUCACAACCGCCUUCAAGACUCUCCCAACCCCUAAACCUAAACCUCUCUACUAUAUCGAUCUCAACGCCAUCUCUCCCGGCACCGCCCGCUCAAUCGCAGCCCUCUUCACCACCCAAACACCCACAAUCAACUUUCUCGACGGCGGCAUAAUCGGCAGCCCCCCCUCCCUCAAAGAAACCACGUGGUCCCUCCCCUCCAUCCCCAUCUCAGGGUCACAUUCCCUAGCCUCCGCCAUCUCAGGCACCCACCUGCAAGAAUCCUUAAACAUCAAGCACAUCGGCCCCGAAGUCGGGUCUGCCAGCGGCCUAAAAUGCUGCUUUGCAAGCACAGCAAAAGGCUUCACAGCGCUAUGCAUCCAAUCCUUCACGACCGCGCAAUCGCUCGGCGUCCUGCCCAACCUGCUUGAGGAGAUGGAAGCUAGGCUUCCGAACCAGCUAAAGUCUGCGCAGCGGGGACUUACGGCUAUGCCGCCGAAGGCAUACAGAUGGGUUAAAGAGAUGGAGGAGAUUGCUAUGUGUCAUAGUGAUGAAGGAGGUUUUGAGGGCGAAGGGAAAGGGAUUUUCGAUGCUGUGGCGGAGGUGUAUAGGAGUGUCGCUGAUGAGACGGUGUUGGGAGAGGAGAAGACGGAGAGGAGGAAAAGGGGACUUACGGUGGAAGAUGUAGUGGGGUGUGUGGGCGAGGGGUUGAUGAAGAAGAGGAAGAAGGUUGAAUAG